Molecule: messenger RNA, 1630 nt
Organism: Tripterygium wilfordii
Lineage: Eukaryota; Viridiplantae; Streptophyta; Magnoliopsida; Celastrales; Celastraceae
Product: polygalacturonase-like
Exons: 8
Coding region: 67-1449 (460 amino acids)
Biological process (GO): fruit dehiscence; anther dehiscence; pectin catabolic process
Molecular function (GO): polygalacturonase activity
Source: RefSeq, a predicted model, not a curated record
UAAUCCACACCCAACUAACCAAACCAAACCAAACCCAAGUUUUAAUUCAUUGAUUCCUUUACACAAAUGGCUUCACAACAUCCAAUAUUAUUCCUUGUCUUUUUACUGAUUUCCAUGCCCUUCAUUUCAUGUCACAAUGUUUUACAAGAAGACAAUAUCAUCCAUCAUCAUGAAUAUUACAUUAAUGGUAAUAUAAUUGAUGAUUUUGAUGACGAAGUCUCUGGCUUAUAUGGUGGUGGUUCUUCUUCUCAAGCUGCUUAUCCUUCCUAUUUUAGCUCCAUUUUUGAUGAUCAAGUUUCAAGCUUUAAGAGGUUUGACAAACUGGGUUGUCCUCUAAGAGCUUGUGUCGAUGUUGAUGGCUUUGGAGCUAAGGGUGAUGGAAAAACUGAUGAUACCCAGGCAUUUGUGAAGGCGUGGAAAGCAGUUUGUUCAUCAAAAGCAGCUAUUCUUGUGGUGCCCGAGAAGACAUAUAGGCUUAGGCCCAUCACAUUCUCUGGCCCAUGCCAAUCUGAUGUUAUACUUCAGGUAUAUGGGACCAUAGAAGCUUCUGAUAACAGAGGAGACUAUACGGAAGACCCAAGACACUGGCUUGUGUUUGAUAGUGUUGAGAAUUUACUUGUUCAAGGUGGUGGAACAAUCAAUGGCAAUGGCAAUAUAUGGUGGCAAAAUUCCUGCAAAAUCAACAAAUCUCUUCCUUGCAAGGAUGCUCCGACGGCUCUCACAUUCCACAAAUGCAAGAACUUGAUGGUGAGGAGCCUGAAAAUCCAGGAUGCUCAACAAAUCCAUGUCUCUUUCCAAGGUAGCAUCAAUGUCCAAGCUUCAAAUCUUUUUGUAACUGCACCUAAAGAAAGCCCCAAUACUGAUGGAAUCCAUGUCACUGAGACCCAGAACAUCCAGAUCACAAGCUCUGUCAUAGGAACAGGUGAUGAUUGUAUAUCCAUUGCUAAUGGGUCCCAAAAUGUGUUAGCUCAGGACAUCACCUGUGGACCAGGUCAUGGAAUCAGCAUUGGAAGCUUAGGGUCUGGGAGUUCAGAAGCGUAUGUUUCAGGCGUAACAGUGAUUGGAGCUAAGUUUUCUGGCACCACCAAUGGAGUCAGGAUCAAGACAUGGCAGGGAGGCUCUGGAAGUGCAAGCAACAUCGAGUUUAAAAACAUUUCAAUGUACAAUGUCACCAACCCAAUCAUAAUUGACCAAAACUACUGUGCCCAACACAAACCUUGCAAACAACAGAAAUCAGCAGUACAAAUUGAGAAUGUGAUGUACCAGAACAUUAAAGGGACUAGUGCUUCUGAUGUGGCAAUCAAUUUUGACUGCAGCGAGAGCUUUCCAUGUCAAGGGAUUGUGUUGGAAGAUAUAAGCUUAGUAAGGCAAGGAGGGAAAGCAGCAGAAGCUGUAUGCAACAAUGUUAACUUGGCUGAAUUUGGAGUGGUGUCCCCACAAUGCCCUUGAAAGUAUACAAAGAACAUGACUACCAGUUGCAGAUACAUAACUACAGAAGAGAUUAGACAAUUAUUAUUUGUUAAUUGGUGUAUAUAUAUACACACAUACAACGAAGGGUUGCAUUUGUAAGAAAACAAGGUUGUAUGAUCAGGCAAUAUAUAAAAAAGAUUUGAAUAAAACUUUCAUGUGA